Messenger RNA from Acipenser ruthenus (sterlet), 2022 nucleotides. Its product is annotated as calcium-activated potassium channel subunit beta-3-like. Gene Ontology annotation, molecular function: potassium channel regulator activity; calcium-activated potassium channel activity. The record is from RefSeq and is a predicted model, not a curated record. Gene Ontology annotation, cellular component: voltage-gated potassium channel complex; membrane. NCBI's taxonomy places the organism in Eukaryota, Metazoa, Chordata, Actinopteri, Acipenseriformes, Acipenseridae. The transcript is spliced from 4 exons. Bases 281 to 1180 code for a protein of 299 amino acids. Gene Ontology annotation, biological process: potassium ion transport; detection of calcium ion.
ACCCAUUUAAGUUACUAUAGAAACUAGAGAGUGUUGCAGCUGCAAUACACAGAGGAAGGCUUGUAACCUGGUGACUGUUUCAUCAGUGGCUUUUUGCCUUCUGUGUCUUCUCAAAUCAAGAUGUUUACUCCAAGUUGGCAUCUUUAAAAUAACUCCUAACAUUUAGAUAGGCAAAGCAGUGCGGAAAAUGUGGUAAAACAGCCCUCCAUCCCAGGGUUGUAAGUGAAGGAGAGGCGAGCCUUGGCCCUGCUGUCUCCAAGUCUCCAGAUCCUAAAACAGAAUGUUUCUACAGCCUGUGACUCAUCAAGGGUCCAUCAGAGUCCCAUUUCAGAUCACAGUGCAGCGUGGACAGAGAUGCCAGAGAAGGGAAGCCAUCACCUCCAUCUCAGCCAACAACAGACGGAAGGAAAGUGUGGCAGGAAAGGGGGGUGAUAAAUCAAAAACUCAGGCGCAAGUGUGCACAGCAGGGGAGGACAGAGCCAUUUUACUGGGGUUUGUCAUGAUGGGGUUCUCCAUCCUCAUGUAUUUUGUGCUUGGGGUCACAUUGAUAAAGCCCUACAUGCUCAGUGUCUGGAGCGAGAUGUCGAACUGCACUCUGAUGCGGUCUGAAAUCCUAGAUGACUGGGUUGACUGCUCCUUCAUGUGUGGAGUCGACUGCCGGGGUCAUGCUAAAUAUCCCUGUCUGCAAGUGUUUGUUAACCUCUCCUACACUGGGAAGAAGACAGUACUGCACUACAAUGACGAGGCUAUUCAAGUAAACCCAAAGUGCUUCUACAUACCAAAGUGCCUGAGAGACAGAACUGAAUUGUUAGCAGAAGCCGAAAAAAUUAAGAAUUCAUUGCUCCGUUCAAAUGGCACCCCAUUCAACUGCUUCUACAUCCCAGGGAAGAAACCUGAAGACGCCAUCAUGUACAAGAAAUACACACUCUCAGUCGUGGUCCAUUGCUUGUUCUGGCCAACCCUGAUGCUGGCUGGAGGAGCGCUGAUCGUGGCUCUGGUGAAGCUAACUCAACACCUGUCCCGGGUCUGUACGAGCUACUCUCUUGCACAUGAAGAUACCCAGGCACUCACACCAGUUUCAGAGGAAUCCCAGGAAAGGCGGCCUGGGAAACUUGACCAGCUACUAAGAUGGAGGCCAAAUCAACAACAAAUACAACACACCUCUCUUUCUGAAGGUUAAUAGUUCCAAUAGUAGAUUUGUAAGUUGAUUGGGGGGAAAAUAAAUAAGACUAAGUUGUAUAUUUACUCGAUAUGAAACACAUAUUCAGCAAUGUUGUAGAUUAAUUUUUAUUUAUUUAUUUAUUAAGAAAAUGUCUUCUGGGGGCUCCCGAGUGGCGCAUCCAGUAAAGGCACUCCACGCGGUGUGCUGGAUGUACCCUAUAGCCUGGAGAUCGCGAGUUCGAAUCCAGGCUAUGUCACAGCCGACCGUGACCGGGAGUUCCUAGGGGGCGGCCCACAAUUGGCUAAGCACUGCCCGGGUAGGGAGGGCUUAGGUCGGCAGGGGAAUCCAUGGCUCACCACGCAUCAGCGACCCCUGUGGCCGAUAGGGCGCCUGUGGUUCUGCAGUGGAGCCGCCAGAUCUGUGUUGUCCUCCGGCACUAUAGGUCUGGUGGCAUCGCAGUGGAUCUGCAGUGCGAAAAAUGACGGCUUGGCAGGAGCACGUUUCGGAGGACGCGUGUUCCAGCCGCCGUUUCCCGAGUCGGCUGGGGGGUUGCGAGCGGUGAGCUGAGGAUACAGAUAAAUAUACUAUCAUACUAAAAUUAGGGAGAAAACUGGGGUAAAGAAUUGGCGACGACUAAAUUUAUAAAAAAAAAAAAAGAAAAAAAAAGAAAAUGUCUUCUUGUACAUUGAGACCUAGAAGUGUAUAGAACAGGUAUUACAUGUGCCAAUGUUUGGGGACAUGGUCUAAAAUAUGUAUUUAUAUAAAGUCGUGUUGCUUUUUAGUUUAUUUCAAAUGUGUAUUUAUAUACCACGCAUAGUAUAGCCAUAUUGACAGAAAACACACAAAUACAAGAUCACUUU